AUUGUGGCUUCUCAUAAGAUUCUAAGACGAUCCAGCUGUGUCUCUCCGUCCGUCUGUGUGUUGAAAACACGAUAGGCUCCAAUUCGGCAUACUCUUGUUUAUUUUAGUUUAUUCCGUUUUAAAUUUUGAGGUUACUUCAGCAAAACAUUCCAUAAUAUUGCAAUUUCCUAGAAAAUUUGUUUUUUCCUUGAACUUGCAUUUUACAAUUUCAGCAUACUGCUGCUACUGAUUUUAAUAUUUACCAAAUAAACAUUAUAUUCGAAUAGAUUUAAAGCAAAUUAAGGUAAUUAUUUAUAGAAAAGUAUAAGAACCACUUCACAAAACAGCACUUAUAAUUCAGCUAUGCGAUUAGAACUAGCAAGUUGUAAUUAUCUAAUCGGUAUUAAAUAAGUGGCUUAAGAAUUUCAAAAUACAAAUACUUAUCAUUAACCAUUUAAAUAAUUUAAAUAGUUUGUGGAACAUAGCAAGAGUUCGUUAGUCUUCUAGCAAACGUUUUAAUAUGCAGACAUUUGUUUUGUAUUUUUGCUGGUUUUUGUUAGUGGCCGGCAGUUAUAGCUACUCUUUAAAAGCCACCGCUAAGGAUUUGAUUGAGGCACGCAAGGCCGAAAAUGUGAAAUUUUAUUUGUAUACAAAAAACAAUCCCAAGACUCCCCAACAAUUGCUGGUCAAUAAUGUGGAAUCGGUGAAAAUCUCAAAUUUUAAUAAGGCUCAUCAAACCAAAAUACUUAUACAUGGCUGGCGUGGUUCUUAUACCUCCACACCCAAUGGUCCCAUACGUGAGGCUUAUCUAGCCACCGGCGAUUAUAAUGUAAUAUCCGUUGAUUGGAGUGACUAUGCCAAAUUGAAUUAUUUCAAGUCCCGCAACCUGGUGCCCCAGGUGGGCCAAGAUGUAGCCAAAUUUGUGGACUUUUUGAAUGAGAAAUUUCAAAUGAGUUUCGAUUCAUUGGUGGUUAUAGGCCAUAGUUUGGGUGCUCAUGUGGCGGGCUAUUGUGGUAAAACAGUAAAAAGGGGCAAAUUAUCAGCCAUCGUGGGCUUGGAUCCGGCCUUACCCGUUUACAAUUAUGAGAAUCCUGCCACCCGUUUAGCCAGCACUGAUGCCAAAUACGUAGAGACCAUACAAACGAAUGGCAAUACUAAGGGAUUUUUAAGGCCUAUUGGCACGGCCACCUUCUAUGCCAACUGGGGUCGCGUACAACCUGGCUGUGGCACAGAUAUCGAUGGCAAAUGUUCUCAUGCCAGAUGUGUUACUUUGUAUGCUGAGGCCAUUAGGGGUUAUUCCUUUGCUCCCAUUUACAAAUGCCAGAGUUAUGAUAAUAUUUUCUAUAAGACUGGCUGUACAGAAGUAGUAAAUGGUGUGAAAUUUGGUGAUCCUACAAGAAUUCAACAGAAGGCGGGUAUUUAUAAUUUUCAAACGAAAAGUUCGGCACCUUAUGGUCAUUUAUAAAGUAAAAUAAAAUGUUUUUUAAUGUUUUUUGAAACAAAA
Molecule: messenger RNA, 1483 nt
Organism: Calliphora vicina (urban bluebottle blowfly)
Lineage: Eukaryota; Metazoa; Arthropoda; Insecta; Diptera; Calliphoridae
Product: phospholipase A1 VesT1.02-like
Exons: 3
Coding region: 500-1444 (314 amino acids)
Biological process (GO): lipid catabolic process
Molecular function (GO): lipase activity
Source: RefSeq, a predicted model, not a curated record